Messenger RNA from Polychytrium aggregatum, 4582 nucleotides. RefSeq lists its product as uncharacterized. The record is from RefSeq and is a predicted model, not a curated record. NCBI's taxonomy places the organism in Eukaryota, Fungi, Chytridiomycota, Chytridiomycetes, Polychytriales. Gene Ontology annotation, molecular function: ATP binding; protein serine/threonine kinase activity. The transcript has 6 exons. Gene Ontology annotation, biological process: protein autophosphorylation; autophagy; peptidyl-serine phosphorylation. The coding region runs from base 437 to 4375 and encodes 1312 amino acids. Gene Ontology annotation, cellular component: autophagosome; cytoplasm.
UCACAUCACAUCUCACAUCACAUCGCACAUCGCAUUGCAUUGCAUUACAUUGCAUUACAUUGCAUUGCCCGUCGCUCCGCAUAUCGCAUCGUCUCCCUUCGAGGCCGAUCCUUGCAUCCUCCGCCACUCCGGCCAAUCGUACAUCCCUUGGGUGCAGCAGUCCCCUGUCCGCCUCGGCUUCGAAAUCCGACAUCCGCAGCCCGUUGGAUUCUGGCUGGCUCCCGCCGCAUCGGCCAAUCGACAGCGCUGCUAUUCCCAGUCCCCUCGCCCCUUCGAGCCCCUGGCUUCACGGCUUGAUCCCUACUCCAUCCGCAGAGUCCCAAACACCCAUUUCCUCUCGCCACAGCAAGUCCCCAACAAGCCAACUCUGCUGCUCGCCCGCUCCCGCACGUCGAUUAUCCCAAGCGCAUCCCUCGCCCCCACCUGCAUCUAAAAGAUGCAGAAUCAGCAGCCCCAUAUCGUUGCCGACUUCCAAAUUGAACAUGAAAUCGGACGGGGCUCCUUUGCCACCGUUUAUCUGGCCCACCACGUCUCCAAAACGAGCCACAUCGUCGCCAUCAAGGCCGUGCUGAGGGAGAAGCUCAACCGCAAGCUUGCCGAGAACCUCGAGACCGAAAUCAAGAUCCUCAAGGGCAUAUGCCACCCAAACAUUGUGUCGCUCCUGGAUGUUGUCAAAACGGCAAAGCACAUCCAUCUGCUGAUGGAGUAUUGCUCCAUGGGCGACCUCUCGACCUACAUCAAGAAGAAGGGCCUGGUCGCCGACCCCUCCCGCCCCCAGGUUCUCGAGUCGCUCGUCAAGUACAACUAUAUGCUCAGCCCCGCGGGUGGGCUCUGUGAGGUCGCCGUCCGUCAUUUCCUGCUACAGCUUGCCUCAGCCCUGGAGUUUUUGCGAUCCCAGAGCCUUAUCCAUCGCGACCUGAAGCCCCAGAAUCUGCUGCUCACCCCGGCUGCCGCACAAGCAACCAACAUCGAGCUUCCCAGCCCACUGAACCCGGCCACCGUCAUCUCUGUUCCCCCGCUGCCGACCCUCAAACUCGCCGACUUUGGAUUCGCCCGCCCGCUGCUCCAGCAGUCGCUGGCAUCGACGCUGUGCGGGUCGCCUCUGUACAUGGCGCCCGAGAUCCUGCGUGGCGACCGCUAUGAUGCCAAAGCAGACCUGUGGUCGCUCGGCGCCGUCCUCUACGAGAUGAUCGCCGGCCGACCGCCUUUCAAAGCCCAGAAUCAUGUCGAGCUCCUCAACAAGAUCGAUCGUGGAGAGGGCACCAUCAAAUUUCCGGGAGAGGAGGGCUGGAUCCAGUCUGGCCGAGGCACACCGCCCAGUGUUACCAAGAGAGCAUCAGUCUCUGCGCUGUCCUCAGCAGCGUCGAGCCCGAACCGAGUCGGUCCGAACGAUCCCGCCUUGCGCAUCUCGGGCUCUGCCCCGAUUCACGUCGCUGAAGAUCUCAAGGACCUCGUGAGGCGGCUGCUCAAACGGAACCCGGUCGAGCGGAUCAGCUUUGAAGAGUUUUUCAUCCACCCGGCCGUCAUUGCCUUCAAGGUCGAGGAAAGCACGAGCGUCUACCAGUCGUUCGUCGACCAAGCGCACUCGUCCAUGUUCCGCACCGACCGCUCCGCGUCCGACUCCUCCAGCGACGGCACUCAUCCGUAUCCCAAUCCCAAUCUCGCGCCCCAGACCCCCAAGCGCCAGCCAUUCCAUAGCGGCGGCCCGCUCCCCGAUGCCUAUACCCCCGGUGGCAUAAUUGGCCCAAUUUCAGGCACCACCAUCCAGCCGUAUCAGAUGCUCCCACCCAAAACCGGGCCAGCCCAGGCGAUCGACAGUCCGUCCAGCGACCCGCACCGGUCCUCGACUGGCACAGGCUAUCCUCCUGGGCCUUCGUUUGCUCAGCCAGUAUCGUCGCACUCGCCUGUCCCAAAGGUCGCCUCGUUUGACCGAAUGCAUGACCCGCGUAUCUCGGGCGACGGCUCCAGUAACCUCGGACCCAUCUUGGAAAGCAACGGCACCUUCACUGGAGGUCCCAAGUCCAGGAUAGCCUCGCAGCCGGACUUGGCCGAUGAUGCUCGUGGUGUCUCGCAACGGCCGGCUGUAUUCCAGCCCCAGGCCGCGACCGCAGCUCCGGGUAGUCCCGCCGGACCCAUCAUGGGCUUUCGACCCAUCCCGUCGCCAGCACCUUUCGAGGACCAGCUGCCGUUCUCGUCCCACCACUUUGGGUAUGCGCACGAUGCCGCCAAGGCUGGACAGAGAUUCGCAGAGCCGCCGUUCCCAGGAUACGUCUCCCCCGAGCCCCGCCCUACGCCUCCGGAACAACGGCGCUUCUCACCCGAGUCUCGGCCGACCCUGUCGAGCACUCCCCCUGAAGCUCGGUCGGAUCCCCUGCGCACCCCGCCAUCCGAACGAGCCCGCUCGGGCACGAUGACACCGACUAUGCCAACGACACCAACACCUCGCAGUGAUGGAUGGCUGUCCAAGCAGCCCGUGUCGCUCCCGCACAUCAACACCUCAACCCCCUCUACUCCGACACCCAGUCGCCGGAAUACCCCGCCAUCGUCCGCUGGCGAGCUGAGAGCCAGGUUAGGACAGCCCCAGGUGACCUCGGACGAAGACGCCCAGUUCUCGAUCUCGUCCCUAGGCUCGUUUGAAAUCAGCGAGGACGAGUUUGAGACGUCCCAAUCGGACAGCACUGCGAACCGGCACAGUCAUCCCACCACGCCCACACGGCUGUUUCCGCCAAAAUCCGGUGGGCCAAACUUGCCAUCUGGCGCAGCUCCUCCUGCGACUCUGUCCGAUGCCGUCGGUGUUGCAUCUGCAGCAACCAAGCUCUCGACUGGGAACCGCAUGGUGAUCAUUGGGGCGAAGAAGCCGUCACAUACCAAGUCGGUCAAGUCGCCGCUUGCCUCACCGAGCACGGCUUACCCCAGUGAUAGGUCCUCGACGCCGGACAAGCCAGAGCUGGACUCGCUCUCGGCGUCUCUGGAUGACUAUGUCGUUAUCGACAAUGACCAGGAAAUUCAGGUCAACUGGAUCGAUACCGCCGACAAGAACGACCAACCUGAGCCGGCGGCAGUUGUUCCCGAGCAUGUGGCGCCGCCAGUCCACCCCGAAGGCGGUCUGCUGCGGCACAGGUCACUGGAAAGAGUCGUCGCAGAGUUUGCAUCAAUGCCCAAGACUCAGACAAGCACCGCUGCGGUUUCGGGCGGCCCUGCCAUUGGAAACAUCAUCCCAACUUCGAUUACCUCCGUGUCCACGUCGUACUCGAGAGCUGGUUCCUUCGCGGGCUUCCCUCAAGAAGCCAACAUUGGCCCCAUCUAUCAGCCCCUCUCCAACAAAAGUACGCCAGUCUCGUCGCUCCUGGUAGACACACACAUCAAGAAGCUGGAGCACCACUAUUCGCUUCUGUUCUCGGCGCUGUUCGUCAGUUCGUGGCGCGCCUAUGCGGUGCAUUCGUAUGCCAAUGAGAUGUUUGAAUCGCUACGCCAGCUCCUGCAGUCCCACGCUUCAACCCGUGGCGCCAGCGGCGUGGCAGCGAUGGCGCAGACCUCCGAACAGCCGGUACUGGGCAUGUCCAAGGUGGCAAUCGAGCAUCAAGUACGAGCACACGAGGCGCUUUCGCUGUACUUGCUUGCGUUGGAACUCUACCAGACCUCCAUCGAAUUCACUCGGCUCAUUUUCGAGUCCGAACAGCGUCGUCAGCAAGAGACGACACAGUCGAGCACAACCGUCAAUGUCCCGAUCGGAGUGACUCAAACAAGCCAAGAGUCCGCCAAGUGGGUCCAGCUCGGCCAUCUCAGCGAAGCGGUGGAGUGGCUCCGAGCCAUGUUCAAUCAGUGCCUUGAUCGAGCAGAGGUCGUGCGCGAAGUGUCGAUGGAGAGCAUUGACGUCAACAUCGAGAUGAUCAGCCGUGGGGUCGAGAAGAUCAUUUACGAGCACGCUCUGGAAGUUGCCAAGCAAAGCGCAACCUUGGAGCUAGAGUCGCAAAGCCUGCCGCAGUAUCGUCUGGCGCUUUCGGGCUAUCAAACUGCCAUCUUGCUGAUUGAGUCUCUGCUGAUCAUGGCCCGGCCACAAGCCAAGUUGUUUACAAGCGAGGGGACCGAGGGGGGAACCGGGACCGAUCGACUUGAGGGUGUCGCCAACAAGCAAACCGACAAUGCAGGCCACAAUCCGGCGUCAUCCGCCGAGGGGCAGAGCCAACGACUGGAUCAUACCGGCCGCACACCGACAAACGCGCCGGGCACCGAGUCGCUCACAUCGUCUGCUGUCGUGGCGCUGACGCCUGAUGACUGCCGGGACCUGGAACGCGUGAUCUUGAAGAUGGAGCUGAGACUCAAAAGCUGCGAGAUCAAGGUCAUGGAUAUGAGUGAAACUCGGAAGAGCGGCUGAGCAUCCGCGAUUCCGAGCAUCGGUGACUUUGGUGGCUGAAACCAAACGUUCUUUGUUUCGACAACGGAAACACUUAUUAUCGGAGACCAAUCUUGCAGUUUCGGCUCCGUGUAUAUGUAUACGAACACACCAGCUAGUGGAGUGGUGAAGAACCUGUAUUUCCUCGAUGAACUCACUGAUCAAUAUCACUUGAGUGAGAUACUUGGG